Molecule: messenger RNA, 2619 nt
Organism: Bombus impatiens (common eastern bumble bee)
Lineage: Eukaryota; Metazoa; Arthropoda; Insecta; Hymenoptera; Apidae
Gene: Noc3
Product: nucleolar complex protein 3 homolog
Exons: 10
Coding region: 379-2547 (722 amino acids)
Biological process (GO): DNA replication initiation
Cellular component (GO): nucleolus
Molecular function (GO): chromatin binding
Source: RefSeq, a predicted model, not a curated record
ACAUGCAAUUGUGUUAAAAGGAAUAUGGUGCGUGUGCGUGCGUAAUGUUUAUAAUACAACACGUGUAACUUAAGAGGUUAUCUUAGAAUAUCUUACAGGAAUGAUUUUUUGGUUGUAAGGAAACAAUAAUUGUUUAAUUAGUUUGACAAAUACUUUCAUUUGAAGUAGCCUAAAGUAAUCAAAACUACAGCAAAAUGGUGGUAAAAAAAACUAAAGAUCAGUGCAGUUAAAAGAAGUAAUCAAAAAAGAACCAAACUUACACGGCAAGGAAAACUUAAAACAAAGAGGCAUAAACCAAGGAAUGCACAUAUUAAAAAAAAAGUAAUUCCACAUGCAGAAACUGUGGAAGAAGAAGAAAGUGAUCAGGGUGAAGACCUCAUGGACAUGGUCGAAGAAGAUGAUUUAAACUUUUUAGGAGAAGCCAUUUCUAACAAAUCAUAUAAUUUGCUGAAACAAAUACAUCUAAAUGAAACAGGUGAUGAUAAAAUAAAAAAUAAUAAGAAGGAAAAGAAAAGAACAUUAGAGGAUAGAUAUGAAAAUAGUAUGUCAAAAAUAGUUGGGAUAGAGGGUACGAAAAAGGUUCGUAUGUUACUUCCUAUAAAAACUCAAAAUGGAAUUAUAGAGAAAAGGAUAAUUCAAGAAACUCAUGCAGAAGAUAAUGAAAACAUGUCUCAUGAAGAACAUAAUAUAGAGAAAAGUAACAUGGAAAUAAAAUUCAAUUUUCAUAAUGAAGAUAAAGAUAAGAAACCUGUGUCUAUGAUAGAACUUUUAGCAUUUCGUGAAGAAGUAUUAAGAUCUAAACGUUUAAAAAUUGGAUUAUUAUCUAGCAGUCUUCUGGAAACACCAGAAGCUAAAUGUGAUAAUUUUAAAAUACUAUUAGAAUUAAUGGAAGAAACCAAUCCAGAAGUAUAUAUUACCGUGAGAAAAUUGGCAACUAUUUCUUUGUUAGAAAUUUUCAAAGAUUUGUUGCCAUCUUAUCAAAUUCUUCAAAUUCAACAAGAAGGUGUAAGAUUAAAGAAAGAAACACUUGCAUUACAAAAUUAUGAAGCUACAUUAUUAAGGUAUUAUAAGCAUUAUCUACAAAAGUUAGAAAAAAUGACUAAUAUAUUAAGAAGAAAAAAGGGAGAUACACGACAAAUAAAAGAACAAGAAAUUGAACUAGGAAAAGUUGCAUUAACAUGCAUGUGUGAUCUUCUAACAACUCAUCCCUACUUUAACUAUUCUAUUAAUAUAGCAAAUUUUCUUAUACCAUUGUUAGAUAAUAAAUAUGAACUUAUAAGGCAGGAAGUCUUAAAAUGCAUUUCCCAAGUAUUCAAGGAAGACAAACGUGCUGAAUUAUCUUUAAAAAUAGUACGCAAAUUAAACCAAUACAUAAAAUUAAAAGCUCAUUCCGUUCAUUCUGAGGUUCUAUCAGUACUUUUAUCACUUCGUAUAAAAGAUAUAAAUUUAGAUAAAGAAAAAGAAGAAGAGACUAAACAAAGAAAGCUUAUGUCUCAUAAACAAAGAAUUCUUGCCUUAAGUAAGCGUGAAAGGAAGAAAAAUAAGAAGCUUGAAGAAGUAGAGAAAGAAUUACUUGAAACUAAAGCAGAAGAAAAUAAGCAAACUAAACAAAAAUUGCUCACUGAAAUAACAAGUGUAGUAUUUACAAUUUAUUUUAGAAUUUUAAAACAAGCUCCAAAUAGUAACAUUUUAUCUAUUUGCUUGGAAGGAUUAGCAAAAUUUGCACAAUGCAUAAACUUAGAUUUUUAUCAAGAUUUAGUAACUGCCAUAGAUAAACUAAUGGAAGAGGGUAAUUUAAAUUUGAAAGAUCAAUUACAUUGUAUUCAGUGUGUAUUUACAAUAUUAUCAGGACAAGGUUCAGCAUUGAAUCUUGAUCCUUACAGGUUUUAUGCACAUUUAUACAAAAAUUUACUAAAUAUUCAUUGCGGCAAAACUCAUAUAGAAAUGGAAGUUCUUAUAAAGAUUUUAGUUCAAGCUCUAAUUCAUCGAAGAAAGAGAAUUACACAAAGGCGUUUUGUAGCAUUUAUCAAAAGAAUAGCUAUUCUAGCCUUGCAAUUGCAACAUAAUUCAGUACUUGGCAUUCUCGGUAUUAUAAAGCAAAGUAUGCAACUUGGAAAAAUGCUAGAUAUUUUGUUGGAUACUGAUAGUACGACUGGAGAUGGUUUCUAUCAAGCAGAGCUAGAGGAACCUGAGUAUUGCAAUGCACACUGUUCAGCAUUAUGGGAACUUACAGCUUUACAGCGACAUUAUCACAGUACUGUACAAAAGAUGGCAAAAAACGUAGCUUGGAAUGUACCACCAAUAGGUGAAGGCAGUUUAUCUCCAGAAAUUGCUAAGCUUUCUCCAGAAGAACUUUAUACUGAAUUUGAUCCUACUGGUGUCGUAUUUAAACCAGCAGUACCAGUUCCAAAAUAUACAAAUGCUAAGAGAAUAAUAAAAACUCAUCAUCUUAUAAAUAGUGAAUUCAAAGAAUAUAUUAAUACUAUAUAUAAUACUGAAUUAUUUGCAGAUGGAUACAUAGAUUUUUAUAAAGCUUGUAAUAAUUAAUACUGUAUGUAGCACGAACUAUAGAAUGGAUUGUAAGAAUAAAACGAAAUUUAAUAUAAAACAUUAAACACU